AUGUGUGUUACCUUUACACAGGCUGGUGACCUUCCUGUUCAUCGUGCUGCCCUCAAUGGACGUCUGGAAGUCAUCAAGUACCUACUAGAUUUCGAACCAGACACGAUCUCUGUAAAGAACAACGACGGUGACCUUCCUGUUCAUCGUGCUGCCUUCAAUGGACGUCUGGAAGUCAUCAAGUACCUACUAGAUCUCCAACCAGACACGAUCUCUGUAAAGAACAACAACGGUGACCUUCCUGUUCAUUACGCUGCUUGGAAAGGACAUCUGGACGUGGUCAAGUAUCUAGUAGAUCUCCAACCCGACACGGUCUCCGUAAAGAACAAAUACGGUUACCUUCCUGUUCAUCACGCUUCUCGGGGUGGACGUCUGGAAGUCAUCAAGUACCUACUAGAUCUCCAACCAGACAAGAUCUCUGUAAAGACCAACGACGGUUCCCUUCCUGUUCAUCGCGCUGCUGACAACAGACAUCUGGACGUGGUCAAGUAUCUAGUAGAUCUCCAACCCGACACGGUCUCCGUAAAGGGCAAAAACGGUGACCUUCCUGUUCAUCGUGCUGCCUACAAAGGACGUCUGGAAGUCAUCAAGUACCUACUAGAUCUCCAACCAGACACAAUCUCUGUAAAGAACAACUCCGGUUCCCUUCCUGUUCAUCGCGCUGCUAACAACGGCCAUCUGGACGUGGUCAAGUACCUAGUAGAUCUCCAACCCGACACGGUCUCCAUAAAGAACAAAGACGGUGACCUUCCUGUUCAUUGUGCUGCCAUCAAUGGACGUCUGGAAGUCAUCAAGUACCUACUAGAUCUCCAACCAGACACGAUCUCUGUAAAGAACAACGACGGUGAGCUUCCUGUUCAUCGCGCAGCUUUGAACGGACAUCUGGACGUGGUCAAGUAUCUAGUAGAUCUCCAACCCGACACGGUCUCCGUAAAGAACAAAUACGGUUCCCUUCCUGUUCAUCACGCUGCUCACAACGGACAUCUGGACGUGGUCAAGUAUCUAGUAGAUCUCCAACCCGACACGGUCUCCGUAAAGGACAAAGACGGUGACCUUCCUGUUCAUGGUGCUGCCUUCAAUGGACGUCUGGAAUUCAUCAAGUACCUACUUGAUCUCCAACCAGACACGAUCUCUGUAAAGAACAACGACGGUGAGCUUCCUGUUCAUCGCGCUGCUUUGAACGGACAUCUGGACGUGGUCAAGUAUCUAGUAAAUCUCCAACCCGACACGGUCUCCGUAAAGAACAAAAACGGUGACCUUCCUGUUCAUUACGCUUCUCGGGGUGGACGUCUGGAAGUCGUCAAGUAUCUACUAGAUCUCCAACCCUACACAGUUUCCGUGAAGGGAAUUGAUGGGAGAACUCCUCUUGGUCAAGCAGUGUACGGGAAGAAAGUAGAUUGUGUACCCUACUUGCUGGAAGUCACCUGGACCAAGCUAGCAUAUGAUGAGGCAAAGGAGAUUGUGGAGGAAGCCAGAAAGAUAGCUCAAACCUACGGAAAAACGCAAGCAUUGGACUUGAUUAAGACCAGCUUGAUCUAUGCAGAGUUUGGUAUUGAGGGUUACACUGAUCCUACUGAACUGAUUGCCAACGUGUGUGGAGUAGAAGGUUCAGGAAAAUCUACCUUCAUUGCAUCCUUCACAGCAGAAGGUUUCUUCAAUAGACUACUACGUCAGGAGAAUCAACCGGACUUGAAGGCAAAAGAUUUAGCAUCCCGAACAAAGGGAAUUGAAGAAACCAUUUACAACCAAUCGCAGGUGAAGGUGCAUUUUCGCGACUUUGCUGGCCAAGAGCAUUACACCGAGUCGCAUGACAUAUUCACGGUUGCCAUGACAGCACCAUCUGUUGCCGCAAUAGUGGUGGACGGCACAGCGUGUGUUGAUAAGAUCACACAGACUGUCAGCGCAACCGCAGCCAAUAUUGUUUGUCGCCUGUCUGCACCUGAUGAUGGCUCUCUACAGACUGAGCAACAAGACCAGCAGCACCACCAGCAGCAGACGCAGCCGCAGCAGCAACAACACCAGGAAGAACUGCAACAGGCGCAGAGAAUUGAUGUCAUUGCGAUUGCCACGCGAGCUGAUAAGCUAACACCUGAAGAGUGCACUGAAGUGGAGAAGGCCAUAAGGAGGGGAAUGAAAUCAUUCUCUCAGCACUUGGAUCUCUGCUUUGUGAAAGUAGUGGACGCUAGAAAGUCCAACAGUUACAGCAUGAAUGAUCUAAGGAGAGAUUUCAUGCACUUGGUCCAUCGAGUGUUGGCGAAAUCUCCCAAGCAACCACGUUUGCUGCAGAAGGCUCGAAAGCAUUUGGAUGAGGUUCAGGCAUCUAUGCCCAAUCAAUACUGCUCAAGAGAUGAGUUUGGGCUGGCAUUCCACAAGGCAAUUCAAGGAACCGACACUGCACCGCCAGAACGAUUCGCUGACAGAUAUCUACGCAUCUUGAGUGCAUAUGGAUAUGUCAUCACAUUCCCAGAGCUGAAUGAUCUGGUGGUUCAUCAGCCUCGCUGGCUCCUGCAGGACGUGAUCGGGUUUAUGUACUCGUCCAACGUCUUCCCCCACCGCCCUGAUGGCAUUGCCAGGGAAUACAAGAUGAGUGAAGAGGAGUUCGUCCGUUCACUGACUUCAUUCGCCAAAGUAGGAGAAAAAGCUCCGCUCUGCGUGCGUAUGGUUCUACAGCUCGGCUUGUCCAUCCGCUAUCAGAAGGAUAUCCUUGCUCUCUCCCUGUUUCCCGAGUGCACACAGCCAUUGAAGGUGCACACAGCCUUCAUGACCUCACAAGUGAUGGUAGGGUCUGUGUACACCUGCAAUGGCUGUGUGCCAUUCUCAUCUGGUCUCAUUGUUCAAUGCCAAGCACGUGUAUACGACUACUCCGCCUGCUUUUUCGCCAGUACUGAUCCCAUGUUCUUCAAGAACACCAUCAUUGUCCACCCGUAUCCGCACACAACAGCGCUGAUUGUGUUUUCGUCCGACCGUCAGCGCUGUUGUAUUGCAGUGACGUCCAGUUGCGGUACGUACCUGCAAGUGGUUCACCACGUCCACUGGUUAUUUCAAGAUCUCUUCCAUGACCUACUGAAGAGAUACAGUCGUGGUACUUCGGUAGAGCCCACAGUACUCAGCCUGUGCAGCAUGCGUCAGCUUAUCCAGCAAUCGGCUUCACCAGCUGCCAUCUGUCCAGUGGUUGCUUCCUACCCGUCCGAAGCCGUCAUUCUUGCCGCAAGCAGUGUGCAAAGCAAAGAUGUCAAGGACGCCAGCGGUGUGUUCGUUGACUCGGUGCAGCAUCUUCAUCACGUUCCUGCCACGCACGUCAGUAUGCUUCCUGCCACAUGUACUGAUCGCCUGGAGAGCCUGCGAGAUUCCGCAUUCCUUAGCGAUCUCCAAUCAAGCCUAGAUGUGAGUGAGAGGGAAAUCAGCCGGCUUGGUGGCCCCCAAUCAGUGUCACCCGCUGGACCCAGUCGGCUGAAUGCCUCGCUGGUGUUGUUGGCAUGGUGCCGACAAUCUCAUCGUCACACAUCUACUGUGCUAUACAGCAGGUUAGCUCAGCACUGCUUUUCUCCACCAUUCUCCAUUUUCUACCGAGAGAUCUGCAGGAUGCUGGUGGAGAAUGAGAACAUGCUGAUGGAAGCAUUCCCGGACAUCAUCACCUAUGAACAGCGGCAGUUGAAGGAGCAAGAACGUCUUCGUUGCCAGGCCGACAAUGUUCCAUUGGCGGAUGAAAGGUUCUCGACUGCACCCAAAACGUCAUUUCUGGGCCAGAAUCCCUGUAUGGGAAUGCUACGAUCUCACCUCCAUGCAAUGCACGUUACGGAUAAGCUGAUCGUGGACUCUGAUCACUACACUCUGGUCCAGGAGGCAGAGGUAGCAGCAGAAUUGCUCACAUCAACAGUAGCACCAGCAGCACCAGCACCCACACCAGCAGCAGCACCAGCAGUAGCACCAGCAGCAGCACCAGCAGCAGCAGCACUAGCACCAGCAGCAGCACCAGCAGCAGCAGCACCAGCAGCACCAGCAGCACCACCAGCAUCAGCACCAGCAGUAGCACCAGCAGCAGCACUAGCACCAGCAGCACCAGCACCACCAGCAGCAGCAGUGGCACGACCAGCAGUAGCACCAGCACCACCAGCAGCAGCACCAGCAGCAGCACCACCAUCACCACCAGCAGCAGCACCAGCAGCAGCACCAGCAGCAGCACCAGCAGCAGCACCAGCAGCAGCACCAGCAGCAGCACCAGCACCAGCAGCAGCAGCAUCAGCACCACCACCAGCAGCAGCAGCAUCACUGACUGUAGCAGAGAGUGAAGCUGAUCCAUUUGAGGACGACUCAUUCACCGCACAUAUCUUACCAAAGCUGUAUAAGAUAUCUUGUGAUGCACUGCGGCAAAGCGUUCAGGCACAAGGACUGCUGAGUGGUUUUGAUCCCCUUCCGGAACUAAACCGUAUUGAACAAUUUGAAGGUGCAGAGAAGCAUCACUUGAAGUUGAUUGGAUACAUCCGUGCUGGAGAGCGAGAUGCAUACAGAAAGCUGUGUGCAGCAGUGGGAAACCUCAACUUGCAAGAUCUGCACAACACCAUGCUACGGCUACUGUAGUAGGAACUCUAGUCAUGAUGUGAUUGUGCAAGACUGCUCUCUCCCAGCACUCCAUGUACAUCACAACAGCAUACUCACACAGCCGACAUAACUCGUUGCCCGUAUCCCGGUAUGCUUGUUUGUGUCGUUCUUCCCCUGCCACUGCUCUGCCCUAUCCAACGUGUUCUUUUUCCUCAUCUACACAUGUAUCAUAAUCUUGAGUUGCUUGCUCACCAGUUGUGGAUAUGCUCCAUGUGUAUUCUUUUGAAGGUGACCGUCCUUGAGAAUAUUUUCUCAAACAGCAGCUCCACCACCUCUGCGCCCACCCCCCUCCCCAUCUUCCCUCCUCUCUCCCAAUUCCACACGUGCAUACGCGAGCAUGUGCGCACAUACAUAAUUUGUUCUAUUGUUUGCUGUGCUUGCCAAGACUGUUGGUAUGUUUCCAUCGACUGUGUUUUUUUUAUUACUGCAUGUACAUAUGUUCAUGUAUACAUAAAUGUUCCUACUUUUUAAAAUUCUAUUAAGGUUUGCUCUAGAGCAUCUUUCUUUUGUUCUUAUUUCUUUCCAGCUACAUCUCUACAUAAAUGUCCCUAGUCUUUAAAAUUCAUUUUGGCUUGCUCUAAGGCACCUCUCUAUUUGCUGUGACAAUUGCACAGUAUUCUUUUCAUUUUUCACUUGACUUUGUUCACAUUUUUGCAUUUGCGCACAUACAAAAUUUGUUCUAUUGUUUGCUGUGCUUGCCAAGACUGAUCGUAUGUUUCCAUCGACUAUGUUUUUUGAAUAUUUUCUCAAACAGCAACUCCCCCACCUCUGCCCCCACCCUCCUCUCUUCCAAUCCCACACGCGAGCACGUGCGCGCAUACAUAUCUUGUUAUAUUGUUUGCUGUGCUUGCCAAGACUGCUGGUAUGUUUGCUAAUACAUAUACAUGCCUGUACAUGUAUACAUAACAUGUUCCUACUCUUGAAAAUUCAAUUUGGCUUACUCUAGAGCAUCUUUCUUUUGUUCUUAUUUUUUGCUGCUACAUCUGACAGUCAUCUGUACAUAAAUGUCCCUAGUCUUUAAAAAUCAUUAUGGCUUGCCCUAAUGCACCUCUCUAUUUGCUGUGACAAUUGCACAGUAUUCUUUUCAUUUUUCACUUGACUUUGUUCACAUUUUUGCUUCCGCUGAGACUUCUGUUGACCCUGUAUUGAACUUGGCAGCUGAACUUCAUCUCCUUUCCUUGUUUUUUUUAAAUGCCUGAACAGAUCAUGACUUUUGUCACUUCUCCA
Sycon ciliatum is the source of this 5823-nucleotide messenger RNA. RefSeq lists its product as uncharacterized. The record is from RefSeq and is a predicted model, not a curated record. Lineage: Eukaryota; Metazoa; Porifera; Calcarea; Leucosolenida; Sycettidae. The coding region runs from base 1 to 4575 and encodes 1524 amino acids. Gene Ontology annotation, molecular function: protein binding. The transcript has 26 exons.